AUCAUAACUCCUGCAAUUUUUACAAGUCGUUUGAUAAUGGGAGUAUUGCUAAUAUUUAAUCUAAAAAUACAGUGCAUGAAAAUAUGAUAUAGUGCAACAAAAACAAAAUUAUUAUUUUAAUCAAUAACCUGAAUGCCAAAAAAGGUAAAACAAUAGCCAAAGGAGAGUCGAUGUAAACGUACAAAGCAAAAAAAAAACGAAAGUGACAAAAAUCAAAUAUGAGUAAUAAUAGCAAUUCCAACAACAAUACAAGAAAUGUUUACAAUACUGCAAGGAACGAUGAUGAAAUGGCAAUGCUUUUAGAUCAAACCGCACAUGGACGAGAUGAUACGACAAUAAACAUUGAAAAUGAUAUUGGACCGAGCACAAGUCAACAAAGACAUCCAAAUCUGCAUUUGAAUAUUAGAAGAGAAAGUAACUCGACUCGCAUUAAUGUAGAAGCUAGCCAGGUUUCUCCUGGUGGCGUAGGAGGUGGAAUUGGCAUUGAUGGUGGUGUUGGUGGCAAUACAGGCAUUGAUGAAAGGCAACGCAUACGAAAUUUAUUUUCAAUGUUACGUGAGGCCCGACACCAAUUGCAUCGUCAACAGUCCUCUUCUGCCUCAGGGCCAACGGCCAGAGAUCUGCGCUUGAGUGGAAGUAUACCUGCAAAUGAUGGAACACAGCCCAGAACUUGGCGUGAGAAUUUAUAUGAAGUCUUUGCUUUACGCGCAAUUUUCACACCUACAUCCUCGGGUAAUUUUCGCUAUAAUUCGUUGCCUACUAACGAUAGCAACAGCACCACAGCUGACGAUCAUAUUCAUUUUUUGCUAAAUUCAAAUUCCCUAGAUCAUGAUAUACAGAAUCAGCAGCAGCAACAUCGAAGUAGUCAACUAGAUAUCGGUGGUGUGGAAACACAAUCUAAUAGUACCUCAGGCCUAAGGCUGUCAAGACAAAGUUCUCGUCUGGACAAUUCCUCGUUGCCGGGUACACCAGCUGGGGCAGCUGGUGCUGGCGAGCCGCCAGAAACGGAACCCGGCAGUAGGCGGCAAAGUAAUGGCGGCAAUUCUAUUGGUGCUUCCAAUGGCGGCCGUCAACCACCACAAAGACAGGCCUCCGUGGCCGGAAGUACAGCUGCGCCCACAAUUGAAAUGGACGAUCCCGACACAAAUGCAAUGGGCGAGAUGGUAGUUAAAAUUGUCUCGCAUUUUGUACGUUAUCUACCAUUUAUAUGCAUUCUGCUGGUCAAAUUCAUACACGAUCAUCUACUGGGCAUAUUGGAUUUGAUAGUACUACAGGCCGUAAUGUUUCAUGUUAACAAAUCACUGAAGGAACAAGUUGCCAAACUUAACCAGAAAUCGUAUGCUGUCAUGACGCGAGAUACCAUUAUGGUUAUAUGCAUAGUGACGUAUCGUUUCAUAUUGGCCACCUCUACGCCAGAUCCCUUUGGUCUGCUUAUAAAUCCUCCUGGGGAGAAGAUAACGCUGGACAUACCAUUCUACACGGUAACUUCAUCACAUGACAAAGUUGACGUUACACAUGCCACAGUAGAUCCGCUACAUUUAUCGCAUAUUUUUGGAAAGCAGCAAGAUAACGACCAGAUAUCACCAUCCGCAGAGCCCACUUCAAAUCCAUUAAAUGGAAACACCAUUUCACUGACAAAAUCGAUCUCAUUAGGUGUUUUACUUUACUACAUUGCUGUCAAUGAUUUGAUACUGAAGCUGUUAACACAACUGGUGAAAAUAAUCAUCACCAUGAUGCCUACAAAAGCUAUACGUCAAAAAUCUAGGGCUCGUUUGUAUGCUUUAGUGGAGUAUAUUUCACAUUUUUACAGAGCCUUGGCUCCAAUGAGACAAUGGCUGACCUUUUUGUUUGAAUCGUAUACAGGAUUAGAAAUCAUUUCUGGCAUAUUGUUUUCAUCAUUCUAUUUGGGUGCUAAAGGUUUCGAACUGGUUGAACGAGGAAAAUCAUUGAAAAAGGCAUUGGUUAAUUUUGUUCGCAAUAUGGAUUACGACCGAAAGCCAACCAAGGAUGAAUUGGAAGCUGCUGGUACUGUUUGUCCCAUAUGUCAUGAUGCCUAUACAACGCCGGUUGUAUUAGAAUGUGGUCAUAUUUUCUGUGAUGAUUGUGUGAACACAUGGUUUAAGCGUGAACAAACCUGUCCCAUGUGCCGGGCCAAAGUUAGUGAAGAUCCAACGUGGCAGGAUGGAGCUACAACAUACUUCUAUCAAAUGUUUUAGAUUAUUUCAGCAAUAGUUGUCGUCUUUUGUUUAUAUGUAUUACAUAUAAUAAUAUCGAUUGAAGUUUAUUAGCGCUUAGUUUUUGGAUCUACCUACAUUCUAAAGUAAAAUUGAAUAUUUAACUUUUGUUUCGUUACUAUAAUUAUUAGGAUAUUUGAAUAAAUGAAUAAGACACAUUCCUUAA
Messenger RNA from Stomoxys calcitrans (stable fly), 2400 nucleotides. RefSeq names its product RING finger and transmembrane domain-containing protein 2. Gene Ontology annotation, molecular function: ubiquitin protein ligase activity. The transcript is spliced from 4 exons. Gene Ontology annotation, biological process: positive regulation of ERAD pathway. The record is from RefSeq and is a predicted model, not a curated record. NCBI's taxonomy places the organism in Eukaryota, Metazoa, Arthropoda, Insecta, Diptera, Muscidae. Bases 219 to 2216 code for a protein of 665 amino acids.